Meriones unguiculatus (Mongolian gerbil) is the source of this 3685-nucleotide messenger RNA. RefSeq names its product proline and arginine rich end leucine rich repeat protein (gene Prelp). Gene Ontology annotation, cellular component: extracellular exosome. Lineage: Eukaryota; Metazoa; Chordata; Mammalia; Rodentia; Muridae. The coding region runs from base 183 to 1319 and encodes 378 amino acids. Gene Ontology annotation, molecular function: protein binding; heparin binding. The transcript has 3 exons. The record is from RefSeq and is a predicted model, not a curated record.
AUCUUGUGGAAGAAAAUCAGGCAGACACACUCAGACAGGCACCAGUGGGAGACCAGAACUUCUAGCUGGCUCUCAGCUGCCACCGCUCCACCAGAGGGUGGGGAGGAAGACAGGAGUGCCCCAGAGUCCAGAGGAGAGGCAGGUGUGUGCAGUUUCCUUCCUGCAGGUACAUCACCUGGAUCAUGAGGGCAUCCUUCUUCUGGCUCCUCCCACUUCUCCUCAUCUUGGCCUCAGUGGUCCAAGGCCAGCCAACAAGACCCAAACCUGGGACGAGGCGCAAACCCAAGCCAAGGCCCACACCCAGCUUUCCUCAGCCCCACGAGCCAGCCGAGCCUACAGACCUGCCUCCGCCCCUUCCUCCUGGCCCUCCAUCUGUCUUCCCCGACUGUCCUCGGGAAUGCUACUGCCCCCCUGACUUCCCAUCAGCCCUCUACUGUGACAGCCGGAACCUUCGCAAGGUCCCUGUCAUCCCAGCCCGCAUCCAUUACCUUUACCUGCAGAACAACUUCAUCACUGAGCUCCCUCUGGAGUCUUUCAAGAAUGCCACAGGCCUGAGGUGGAUCAACCUGGACAACAACCGGAUUCGCAAGGUGGACCGGAGGGUGCUGGAGAAGCUCCCGAGCCUGGUGUUCCUCUACAUGGAGAAGAACCAGCUGGAAGAGGUGCCGUCAGCUCUGCCCCAGAGCCUGGAGCAGCUGAGGCUGAGCCAGAACCACAUCUCCAGAAUCCCGCCCCGGGUGUUCAGCAAGCUGGAGAACCUGCUGCUCCUCGAUCUGCAGCACAAUCGGCUGAGCGACGGAGUCUUCAAGGACGACACGUUCCAGGGCCUCACGAGCCUGAUGCAGCUCAAUCUGGCCCACAACAUCCUGAGGAGGAUGCCGCCCAAGGUGCCCCCAGCCAUCCACCAGCUCUACCUGGACAGCAACAAGAUCGAGACCAUCCCCAGGGGCUACUUCAAGGACUUCCCCAACCUCGCCUUCAUCCGCAUGAACUACAACAAGCUGUCAGACCGGGGGCUCCCCAAGAACGCCUUCAACAUCUCCAACCUGCUGGUGCUCCACCUGUCACACAACAAGAUCAGCAACGUGCCGGCCAUCAGCAACAAGCUGGAGCACCUGUACCUCAACAACAACAGCAUCGAGAAAAUCAAUGGGACCCAGAUUUGCCCCAACAACCUCGUGGCCUUCCACGACUUCUCCUCGGACCUGGAAAAUGUGCCACACCUGCGCUACCUGCGGCUGGACGGAAAUUACCUGAAGCCCCCCAUCCCCCUGGAUCUCAUGAUGUGUUUCCGCCUCCUGCAGUCUGUGGUCAUCUAGGCUGCGCCCAGAGCUGGACCUCCUCUGACAGCACUUGAAGGCUGGUGGCCCAAGCUCUGGUGUCCACUGUUUCUGUGUGUCUUUCUCUCUUGCUUCCAGCUCUGUCUUUCUUCUUACCCCUUUCUGAGGAUGGGAAAUACCAUAUACCCUGCUCUAGCUCUAAAGCUAGAUUUCCCCGCCCAGUCCAAAGACACCCUGCCAGCCAAAACUUCUGGUCUUCUUUGGUCUCCUAUUGCUUCAAAAACAUAAGUGUCUGUCAACAGGCACAUCCCCUCCCCUCUCCUCCUUCUCCUACCCCCCUCCACUAGUCUCUCCCGGGUAAGACUGAUCCAUGGACUGACACCUUAUUUUAGUCUUAGUCCAAUAAGAAGCAGAAAUCAUCCCAGAGGUGAACCCUGGAAAGUUCUGCUGAGAACCUCCACCUUGGGAAACUAUCUCAAGAAGACCAACAAAAUCAAGGUCUCCUGGGCCAAGAUCCCUUCUGAAACUGUUGCUUUGCCACCCUGUUUCCUGACAGCAGACAUCACCCUGCUCUCUGCUAUCCCGCAUUCUUCAGGAAUAAAGGGGGAGGAGAUGACUAAGGUGGGUUGCGGAGGCAGGGUUUCCCACAAGUGUCUCCAGCCGGACCUCCUCUGCCCUUCUUCCUCCUCUGGGCAAACUCAACACACACCCUCUUGGCUGGGGAACAGCCAGGGAGAAGAGUGGUUCAAGAAAGUAGACUUUAUCUAAUAGGUAGGAGGGGGGCGGUCAGAGCCCCAAAAUGGGUCUGUGUGGACAUGGGUGAGCCCAAACCUGAAAGAGGCUCUAAGUCUGGGAGGACAGUGUUAACAGUGGAGGGCCAGGAGGCAGCAUCCCACUCUCUGUGCUCUCUCGGGCUCUCUGUGUACACAACCCAGGAAUCUUCACCCCAAAGGCAGUUCCUGAGAAACAGGGAGGAAGGGGUGGAGCACCUGGAAAUCUCCCAGAAGCCUCUUCCACACUGGGGAUUAGCCUCCACCUCUGCGGCAGACUCAUCAGUGACAUCUGGUGGCUGGUGAAGGUCACAGCCGACUCCACUCUCUGGGGUGAUGUUGCAACUUCCUGAUUCCCUAGGGGAAGAAGGCCAUGGGUGACUGGCAGAGUGUCUUUCUCCUAAUGGGUCUGAAGGGAAGGACACUGAGUGAGUAUGAAUGGGGAAUCUUUGGGAGUCUAAGGGAAGCUAGUUUGACCUUGGCCUUGUCAGGUCUGUUUUGUCAGGCUUCCACAUCUGCAAACUGGGGCAGUAAAUGGGAUGCUCCUUCAAGGUCCUCUCAGAGCUCAUGUUUCAUGUCUGUGCUCCCUCUUCUAACACAGGACAAAUGGCAUUAACUUCCUUUCGCAGUAAUUUAUUUCCUGCAUAGAGUGCCCCUCCCCCAAAGACGUCCCUACCCCAGUUUCCUAGCCCAGGUGAGCAGCUUGGCAGGUUCCCAAGAACCUGGGCUUCUGGCCGGUUCCUUCCCUUCACCUCCCUCGAGGUAAGGCUUCCCUUGCCCUGCCACAGUUCCCUUCAUGCAGGAUGAUGAGGGCUAUGGGGAGGUGAAUGUUCUAGAAGUGAGUGAGGCACAGGGCCCACACUCAUUAGGAUGGCUCUCCCGGGAAUAGUGUCACACACUGUGUAAGACGUUGGAUUAGGCUGGGCCCUUUAGUCCAGAAAACCCAUUCAUAGUCUCCAUCACAUUUCUCAUCUGCUCAUUACUGAAAAUAGAGGCCAAGUGGCCUCUUUUCCCCGCUGUGCAGCUUCCUGGUUCUUCCUAGUUGCAGCUGGUUUCUCCAAGGCUCCUGCUUAAAGUCAAUAGAUUAUUAUUGCUGAAAGCAACCUGGUGCUACAGCCUGGACAAGCCCCUUCUGCUCCUAUGUGCAACCUUCAACCUCAGCCCCUCUGGUGAGGCCAUAGGGAACACAGCUCCUGUGGCUGCUGGGGAUGGGGUGGACACUGAUCUUUCAAGCAUGAGCUAGCAUCACAUCAUCAGUAUUCCAUUAUCCAACCUGGACCAUUCCACCUUCCUCCACUGCUCUCUGCUGCUGUCAGCUAGAGGGUGAGGGUUAAACUGGCUUUACAGGAGACACACACACACACACACACACACACACGACAUGCUCGUGCAUAAACACGUGCACACAUAAUGCACUCAUGAACAGAUUACUGGCACCUGUGAGUCUAGAAAGCCCCUCCUCACACAAGUUCAUUCCAUCAGAACCAUUGGCUUCUAUACAUGUAGGUGCAUGUGUAGGCGUGUGUGUGUUCUGUACAUCCUGUCUAUCUCUUAAAGACCAUGCUAACUCUGAUACAGCUUCCCCACUUUGACAAGCUUCAUAGCAGAGGAAAUAAAGUCAUAUGGAAAACACCA